GGUUGCUCAAUCGAGCUCAGGAUCUCUGAUCUCACGCAAGCAGACAUGGCGGACAAGGAUCCAUUUAGGCAGCUGAAAGACCUGUCUCUCCUUAAAGACCAGCUCGAUAACAUUCAGCGUCGGGUGGAGGAUGAAGUCGGAGUUGGGGUUCCACAGGGUGGAAGUGUGCUCAGUUCUCCCUUCCUCAAAGGCUUUUUGGCUGGCUAUGUGGUGGCAAAGUUCCGUUCCUCUGCAGUCCUGGGAGUUCUUGUAGGAACCUGCACAGGCAUUUAUGCCGCUCAGAGCUAUCAAGUGCCUAACGUUGAGCAGACCAUAAAAAGUUACUUCAGCUCAUUCAAGAAGAGAUAGAGGGAGCCAGUGUAACAUCUCAGAAAUGGUGCCUUAUCCGGGAACUUAAUCUUGUACCUCAACUGAGGUGCCAGUCAUCAGACCACAUAGAAUAACUGGAUGUAUUUAGAUGAUACUUUGGUGUCUAAAAUAAUUAUGCUUCUCAGGUUAGCAGUUUUAGGUUAUUUUCUAUUUAAAAUUAGUUAGGUCUGUGUUACAACAGCUUUUUUGAAAUACACCUAAAUUCCUUAUGAUUGUACAAAUGGCCAAAACUAUGUUAUCAGUGCUUAAUAUGCUUUAAGUGUUAAUGUUCUGUCUGUUACAUAUUUUUUCCAAUAAUUGUUUUUUUAAACAGAGGUUUGCACAAAAUCAGGUGAACAAUCAGAAUCAACACACUCUGUAAAUAAUGUUUGCCAUUGAACAAUUCUUGUACUUUUCAAAUGUCAAAAAUUGCUGGACUUGAGUAGCUGAAGCGUUUUAAAUAGCUGUUGGAUAAAUAAAUGUUGCACUUUACCACAUUCA
This is a messenger RNA of Labeo rohita (rohu), 849 nucleotides long. Its product is annotated as SLC35A4 upstream open reading frame protein. Lineage: Eukaryota; Metazoa; Chordata; Actinopteri; Cypriniformes; Cyprinidae. The record is from RefSeq and is a predicted model, not a curated record. Bases 46 to 348 code for a protein of 100 amino acids. The transcript is spliced from 3 exons.